GGGCGGGUUCGGGAUGGGUCCGGGGUUCGGGUCGCAGCUCAGGUUACUGCGGACGUGCGGGUCGUGUUGGAGAACCAGCCCGCCAUGGUUCCGGCAUUCAGGCUGUUUAUCUGGGUUCGGUUCGGUUCUGUUGACCCAAACUGGUCUUUUAGCUUCGGUAACAAACUUUAACAAAGUCAAACUCCCGAACUACAGACGGGAUUACUGGGCUACUCCGCCAGGUUCGGAACAUGAGGUGGGUUUUUAGAGCAGAACCAUGGGACCCAGAAGGUUCUCCUCCAGAACCUUCAGAACCUCUCCUGGUGUUUGGGUCCAGAACUGAUCCAGAGGGACAGAUGAACAGUAACUGGAGGAUCCGGGUCCUGGUUCCGAACCAAAUAUUCAGACCUCAAGUUCAGAUCAGAACCCGGUUAAUGGAUCAGAACCAUACAAAACAAACCCGGUUAACGGAUCAGAACUCUGGGAAUACUUUGUUUACAUGUUGACCCGGUAAAUCACCAGAACUUCAGGUUCUGGUCACCAUUGGGUCUGGAUGGUGUUCCACCAUUGGGUCUGGACUUUGACUAGGACGUUCUGUUGGAGCUCAGCUGCUGGUUUGGAUCCUGGCUCGACCCGGUGACCCCUGGGUGACCCCGGGUCAUGUCACCGACAUCCUGCUGGUUAAACAAGUUAAAGAACUGAAAACCCAACCCGACUGGUUCUGAAACUCCAGAACAUUCUGCAGAGGAGGCGGGUUCUGGGUUCUGGGGUCAGAGGUCAGCAGAGAUGAAUGGAGGGAACCAGUAACCCAGAUCCAGCUGCCGAUCGGACCUGAAGGGUCACAUGGUUCUGGUCCGGUCCGGUCCGGAAUGUCUGGUUCUGGUCAGGCGGCUUCAUGGGAAACUUUUCCUCAGUGGGGAAGAUGGCUGCCUGUCAGACAGGAAGUUAGCAUGUUGUUAGCUUCCUGCUGAUUGAACGUAAUGAGCCACAGAAUGGAGCCGGUGCUACGGAAAGCCAGACCUGCCACAAAUCUCCACAGCUAGCUGCCGUACCCGAAACAUCACACACAGUUUUAUAGGACACUGUAAAAUACGGUGGAGGAAUCCUGCCAAAACUCCACUAAAGCGUAAAAACAAUCAGUUUAUCUUUACGCCACUGACUGGAGUUCAGUUUAAUUCAGUAGCUCUAACGGUGGUUUUUACAGUUUCACAGCUUCCUGAUUUUUACUCCGUUAAAGUGACAGACAUGCAGCUGAUUGGCUGCAGCCGGCCCGGUGUGAGGUUCUGGUUCUGGUCCUGGAUGCUCAUGGUUGUGUUGGCCUGAGUCCGAGCCGCUGCAGCAGGAGGAGGAAGAGGAGGAUGACGAAGGGGAAACCCUGCAGCACCCCCUCCCUCUGACGCAGCUCCAUGCUGAGAGCUGGGCUGUGAUUGGCUGAGCAGUGUGUGCGGCCGUGAUUGGCCGGCGGGGCUGCAGUGAUGCUGCGGCGCUCUGGAGGAUGACGCUGCAGCAGGCCGUCCCACAGCACCAGAUGUUCCUGAACGCAUCGCGGGACGCUGCGUCUCUCGUCUUGCAGCAGGAAGUGAUGCGGUUCUGAUCUGACCCGGCCCGCUCCAGGAUGCUGCAGGAUCUCCUGGCUCUGCUGAGCCGGGCCGAGGCGGCCGGUUCCGACCCGGCCGGUUCUGCAGGACGCUGCGAGACGCUGCAGGUGGUCCUCCAGCGAAGCCCCGCCCCCUCCGGCCAGGACGCCGCUCCCAGUGCUCCCAGCAGGACCAGCAGGUUGAUCCUGACGGCGGAACCUCCGGACCUGCAGCAGCGCAUGGUGACGGCGGGCGAUAAGGACCUGGACGGCCAGCUGGACUUCCAGGAGUUCGUUCAGUAUCUCCGGGAUCAUGAGAAGAAGCUGCGGCUCGUCUUCAAGAGUCUGGACAGGAAGAACGACGGCCGGAUCGACUCGCAGGAGAUCAUGCAGUCGCUGCGGGAUCUGGGGAUCCACCUGACGGAGGAGCAGGCCGAGGAGAUCCUGAGGAGAAUAAGGGCGGGGUUCAUCUGGACCCCGGUCCUGCACAUGGAUAAAAACGGCACCAUGACCAUCGACUGGGACGAGUGGCGGGACUACCACCUGCUGCACCCGGCCGACAACAUCCCCGAGAUCAUCCUGCACUGGAAGCACUCCACGAUCCUGGACGUUGGCGAGAGCAUCGUCGUCCCGGACGAGUUCACCGCGGAGGAGAAGAAGACCGGCAUGUGGUGGCGCCACCUGGUGGCCGGAGGAGGCGCCGGCGCCGUGUCCCGGACCUGCACGGCGCCGCUGGACCGGCUGAAGGUUCUGAUGCAGGUCCACGCCUCCAAAACCAACAGCAUGCGCAUCGGCAGCGGCUUCCUGCAGAUGAUCCGCGAGGGCGGCGUGCGCUCGCUGUGGAGAGGAAACGGCAUCAACGUGAUCAAAAUCGGUCCAGAGUCCGCCAUCAAGUUCAUGGCCUACGAGCAGAUUAAACGGCUCAUCGGGAGCAACCAGGAGACGCUGGGAAUGACGGAGAGGUUCGUGUCGGGAUCUCUGGCUGGGGCGAUCGCCCAGAGCAGCAUCUACCCCAUGGAGGUUCUGAAGACCCGGUUGGCCCUGAGGAAGACGGGUCAGUACUCUGGGAUCCUGGACUGCGCCAAACACAUCCUGCAGAGGGAAGGCGUGGCGGCGUUCUACAAGGGCUACGUCCCCAACAUGCUGGGCAUCAUCCCGUACGCCGGCAUCGACCUGGCCGUCUACGAGACCCUGAAGAACUCCUGGCUGCAGCGCUUCGCCACGGACAGCGCCGACCCGGGAGUCUUUGUGCUGCUGGCCUGUGGCACCACCUCCAGCACCUGCGGGCAGCUGGCCAGUUACCCGCUGGCGCUGGUCCGGACCCGGAUGCAGGCGCAAGCCUCGCUGCCGGCCGGCCCCCAGCUCUCCAUGUCGGCCCUGUUCCGGCUCAUCGUCCGUACAGAGGGCCCGCUCGGACUCUAUCGGGGCCUCGCCCCGAACUUCAUGAAGGUCGUCCCGUCCGUCAGCAUCAGCUACGUCGUCUACGAACACCUCAAGAGGUCGCUGGGGGUCCAGUCCAGGUGAACCGGACCUGACCGGAACCUUCGUCCUCCGACCCAGAACCGGUUCUGAUCUCUGAACACGGUGACCCGGCUCGGAUCGGACCGGGACCGACCCGCUGAUCUUCAUCAUGUCUGAUGAGGAUGAUGAUCCGGUUCCAUCUGGUUCUGGACCAUUAAGAUGAACCGGUUCUGGUUCUGGUGGACCAUCUCAGCUCCUCCGGGUUUGAGGGUUCUGGAUCAGAACCAGAACCGCCCGGUCCCAUCUGACCGGGAUGGAUUCCCUCCAGAACUUGACCCAGAUCAGAACCAGAGGGACGGGUCAGCAGAACCUCCACGCGGACACCGGGACUCCGUCACCAUGGCAACCAGCAUCGCGUCAUUUCCGGUAACAUGAUCCCAGCAUGAGGCGUUCAUGUUGCAUGGGAAAACUCCAACUUUCCUGAUCAUAGAAACUAGAAACACUCCUGAACUCACAGAACUGAUUCCCUACCGGACCGAACCGGCCGGAUCCGAACAGACCGGACCGGACCGGACCGGACCCCUCAACUGGUCUCUUCUAUUUAUUUCAGUAUUUAUUGGUUUCGCUGAUCAUGAUGAAACUGAUUGUUUGGACCAGAAGGUUCUGCUUAAAACUGAAACACUGAAUGUUUUCAUUCUCUGACCCAUCAGAACCACCAGAACCAUCAGAAUAAAGGCUGGAAUGUUUCA
This is a messenger RNA of Xiphophorus maculatus (southern platyfish), 3765 nucleotides long. RefSeq names its product calcium-binding mitochondrial carrier protein SCaMC-2-B-like (gene slc25a25b). Gene Ontology annotation, biological process: transmembrane transport. The record is from RefSeq and is a predicted model, not a curated record. Gene Ontology annotation, molecular function: ATP transmembrane transporter activity; calcium ion binding. The transcript has 11 exons. Lineage: Eukaryota; Metazoa; Chordata; Actinopteri; Cyprinodontiformes; Poeciliidae. Gene Ontology annotation, cellular component: mitochondrial inner membrane. Bases 1595 to 3079 code for a protein of 494 amino acids.